AAAGCACAAUCUGGGUAAUGGCUCGUGAAGAUAACAAGCCUUAAUUAAAGCUCGAACUAGUUAAUAUCAUAUCAUGUACACAACAGUUUAAGUGAUCAUAGUAGCUUAACUGACUCGUCUGACACGCCAGUACUGUACAGUGUUUGGUUUAGAAUCACCCAUAAUUAUUAGGUCAAUACUCGCUAGAGGGUGCACCCUAUUCCAUCUACAUAUGAAUGGGCUGUUUUAUAUUCUGAUACUGGGCGGUAGCUAGGGUCAAGCAGCUCCCAGUAGCCCACAAGAAUGAAAGGAGAUGCUCUCUGUUAUCAGCGUUUAUGUGAGAUCUAAUGGACUCCAACAGUGAAGAUGGGGAGAACCACAAUCUUGGCCACGCAGCAGAAUACAAAGUGAGCUAUGCUCAUGGCAGAAACACAAAAGAGGCAAAUUAUGAUAAACAUGAAGAGUUCAACAAAAAAAGGCAUCCGGUUAGUCAUUCUGGCAACAACCCAGGCAGAGUGAAGCGGGUGGUGUCAUGUAAGAGGAAGACCCAUCAUCUGACAGUGGCUCGGAGGAAGCAGCUUGGAUCUGGGAGGACUUGUGAUGCAGCAAACAAGGAAAAUGAGAGGAAAUACUUGCAAGACACACAGCAGGAAAAAUUCUUUUUAGACCCAUUGGAGUUCUCACUAAAUGUCAGUAAUAGCCACAAGGCCGAUAGAACUGGUUCUGAGCAGGCAGAUUACAAUAUUCUCUCUGAGCUCACAAAGGAUCAUAACACAAUGACUGAUGUGCUGUUUGAAAGAAAUCUGAGACUAAAGGUUGCUUUAACACUGUGGCGGAGAAAUGUCGGAGAGCUUUUGACAUAUUUUCUGAGAAUCCAAGACACUGGUGUAGUUGUGGAUUUUCUUCCCUUGAUGUGCAAAUGCAUUGAUGAGGACUCACCCAGGAUAACCAUUGGCUGUUGUGUUGACCUCUUUCCUUUAGUUAGGAAAGUCCUCAGCAGUCCCUAUGAGGAGUAUAUUAUUAUUGGUGUGAAGUGGAUAUAUUCAGUUUUAAAAAACUGGUGGGAGGAGCUACGAGCGAGCGGCUGCAGCAGAUCAACCCAACCUCUGUUGGAUGAAAAUUUCCAAGUUUUUAAUCAGCAGUUGUGGGAGCUAUGGCACCAGGAACAUAUCUUGAAAUCUGUCCCAGUAUCUGCAGGAGACAUGGCCAAGGUUGUUGAUUCCUUCCUGCUUCAACUUGACUGACAGCAGCAAAGAUUCAGACAUCCUCCAAUAACAUUAAGACUCUUUAGUAGAAACCAAAUGCAGCUGCUAUUCUUACUAGUCAAGAUUUUUAGACUGUACUGUGGCAUCAUGUACUGUAUCCGUGGAUCUCCUGACAACUUGAGCUGUAUCUGUGCUCCAUUAAAAAUAAAUUACCAUAACAUUUG
Molecule: messenger RNA, 1408 nt
Organism: Melanotaenia boesemani (Boeseman's rainbowfish)
Lineage: Eukaryota; Metazoa; Chordata; Actinopteri; Atheriniformes; Melanotaeniidae
Product: KATNB1-like protein 1
Exons: 10
Coding region: 327-1223 (298 amino acids)
Cellular component (GO): nucleolus
Molecular function (GO): microtubule binding
Source: RefSeq, a predicted model, not a curated record